Messenger RNA from Oryzias latipes (Japanese medaka), 1835 nucleotides. RefSeq names its product serpin peptidase inhibitor, clade C (antithrombin), member 1 (gene serpinc1). Lineage: Eukaryota; Metazoa; Chordata; Actinopteri; Beloniformes; Adrianichthyidae. The record is from RefSeq and is a predicted model, not a curated record. Gene Ontology annotation, molecular function: serine-type endopeptidase inhibitor activity.
UAUUUAAUUUCAACUCAAACAACUACAUGUAUCCUUUGGUAAAAGAAAGUGAUGUUUUGUUUUGUUUUUUUCUCCUAUCCCUGCCCGGGUACUGAUCAUGUGGGGGUGGUUCCCAGUCCUGUUGACUAUAGCAGGUCCAGUCAUUUCCUGGGAUCAAACUCUGAGUUGUUGUUGACCGGCACAGGAUCAAUGUCUCAAAGGUUGAUGUGGUGUUUGAGUGUUCUGCAGGACACUGACCUGAAUUCAGCUGAAACUGCACACAUUUGAACACACGACCAACUGCUCAGAAUGAGGGCUACUCAUUGGCUUUUAGUUUUGGCUUUCCUCCCCUCGAUCGUGCUGGCUCAGCAUGUGGACAUCUGCAACGCCAAACCCAAGGACCUUCCUCUCGAACCACGUUGCAGCUACCGCAGCCCCGAUUUGGAGACCCCCGAGGACCACACGCCAGAGCCCAAGGUGGUUCCAGAGUCUACCAACCCAAGGGUGUGGGAGCUGUCCAAGGCCAACAGUCACUUCGCCCUGUCGUUCUACAAACACCUGGCUGUCAGCAGGAAAACCGAGGAGAACAUCUUCAUGUCGCCCAUCAGCAUCUCCACCGCCUUUGCCAUGACCAAGUUGGGAGCCUGCAACCGAACUCUGGAGCAGAUCAUGAAGGUCUUUCAGUUUGACACCAUCAAGGAGAAGACGUCUGAUCAGGUUCAUUUUUUCUUCGCCAAACUGAACUGCCGAUUGUACAGAAAGAAAGACGAAACCACAGAGUUGGUCUCUGCCAACCGGCUGUUUGGAGAGAAAUCGCUGUUUUUCAACGAGACGUUCCAGAACAUCACUGAGAUGGUGUAUGGAGCCAAACUACUGCCACUCAACUUCAAGAUGUAUCCAGAGCAGGCCCGGAUCACCAUCAACGACUGGAUCUCCAACAAGACGGAGAACCGGAUCAAAGACACUCUGCCAUCAGGAGUGCUGGAUUCCAACACGGUUCUGGUUCUUGUCAACACCAUCUACUUCAAGGGUCAGUGGAAGAAAAAGUUCGACAAGAAAGCUGUGUUCUCCUCAGAUUUCCAAGUCAGCAGCAGUCACAACUGCCAGGUCAACAUGAUGUUCCAGGAGUCCAAGUUCAAAUAUAAAUACUUUCCCGAUGAUGAGGUGCAGGUGCUGGAGAUGCCGUACAUAGGCGAUGACAUCACUAUGGUGAUAAUCCUCCCCAGUAGAAACACACCGCUAAAUCAGGUGGAGGAGAGCCUGAAUUUGAAGAAACUGAACAACUGGUUGGAUCAGAUGACGGAGACCUCCGUCUCCGUGUCCAUCCCUCGCUUCAAGGUGGAGGACAAGUUCAACCUGAAGGAGGUGCUGCAGGAGAUUGGACUGACCGACCUGUUCAGCGCUGAAAACGCCAGCCUUCCAGGGAUCCUGGAGGACGACUCUGAUGGGCUCUUCAUCUCCGAUGCCUACCACAAAGCCUUUUUGGAGGUCAAUGAAGAGGGCAGUGAGGCGGCGGCUGCCACCGUCGUGCUUGCUGUCGGACGCUCCUUCAACCCUUACCGCGAGGUCUUUCAGGCCGAUCGGCCUUUCCUGCUCUUCAUCAGAGAGUCGACCAUCAACACGCUGCUGUUCAGCGGCCGGGUGGUCAACCCCUGUGAUCAGUAAAUCCCACUAACAGACACUUCAGCCAGCAUCACUACGUGAUCACCUGUAAAAAGGUACAGGACAGCUGAAAAGAAGUUUAAAAAAAAAAGAAAAUAUAGAGUGUAAAGGAAUUCUGUGCAAGAUGAUACAGAGAAAGAUUGAAGAUACAUCUAGAAAGUAGAAAAGCUGAAUAAAAGCUGAAAUAACAUUGA